Messenger RNA from Lottia gigantea (owl limpet), 1918 nucleotides. RefSeq lists its product as hypothetical. The transcript has 10 exons. The coding region runs from base 59 to 1723 and encodes 554 amino acids. NCBI's taxonomy places the organism in Eukaryota, Metazoa, Mollusca, Gastropoda, Lottiidae. The record is from RefSeq and is a predicted model, not a curated record. Gene Ontology annotation, biological process: proton motive force-driven ATP synthesis; proton transmembrane transport. Gene Ontology annotation, molecular function: ATP binding; proton-transporting ATP synthase activity, rotational mechanism; ADP binding.
AAGCACUUCCGUUACAGAGGCCAUUUUAGUGAGGCCGAAGAUCGAACUACCGGCAAAAAUGCUUACAGCCCGCUUGUCUGCUUCUUUGGUUCGUCAGCUUCCAUCAGCUGUCAACAAGGUAUCUAAAUAUGCAGUUGGUACAACAUUUGCCGCUGCCAAGAAGUUUUCAACCUCUACACAAAAAUUGGCUGCUGGUGGAACAGGUUCGGAAGUCUCCUCCAUUUUAGAAGAUAGAAUAUUAGGUCAGACUACAAAUGUAAAUUUAGAAGAAACAGGUAGAGUAUUAUCUAUUGGAGAUGGUAUUGCUCGUGUUUAUGGGUUAAAGAACAUCCAAGCUGAAGAGAUGGUGGAAUUCUCCAGUGGAUUAAAGGGUAUGGCUUUGAAUUUGGAACCUGACAAUGUUGGUGUUGUAGUAUUUGGUAAUGAUAAGUUGAUUGGUGAAGGUGAUAUCGUCAAGAGAACUGGUGCUAUUGUAGAUGUACCUGUAGGAAGGGAAAUUCUAGGAAGAGUAGUUGAUGCUUUGGGAAAUGCUAUUGAUGGAAAGGGAGCCAUCAAAACACCAGCUAGAGCUCGAGUAGGAGUGAAAGCUCCAGGUAUCAUUCCAAGAACAUCUGUCAAUGAACCUAUGCAGACUGGUAUUAAAGCUGUUGACAGUUUGGUACCUAUUGGUCGUGGACAACGAGAACUUAUUAUUGGUGAUCGACAAACUGGAAAAACUGCCAUUGCUAUUGACACUAUUAUCAAUCAAAAACGAUUCAAUGAUGGAAGUGAUGAAAAAGCUAAAUUAUACUGUAUUUAUGUUGCCAUUGGACAGAAACGAUCUACAGUAGCCCAGUUAGUCAAACGUCUUACUGAUGCUGAUGCCAUGAAAUAUACCAUUGUUGUCAGCGCCACAGCUUCUGAUGCUGCCCCUCUACAAUAUUUAGCUCCCUAUUCUGGUUGUGCCAUGGGAGAAUAUUUCCGAGACAAUGGAAUGCAUGCCCUCAUCAUUUAUGAUGAUUUAUCAAAACAGGCUGUUGCAUAUCGUCAAAUGUCUCUGUUAUUGAGAAGACCCCCAGGAAGAGAGGCUUACCCCGGUGAUGUCUUCUACCUCCACUCUCGUCUUCUAGAGAGAGCAGCCAAGAUGAAUAACGACAACAAAGGUGGCUCACUGACAGCUUUACCAGUCAUUGAAACCCAGGCUGGUGAUGUAUCAGCCUAUAUUCCCACUAAUGUCAUCUCCAUUACUGAUGGACAGAUCUUUUUAGAAACUGAAUUGUUUUAUAAAGGUAUUCGACCAGCCAUUAAUGUAGGCUUAUCUGUCAGUCGAGUAGGAUCUGCUGCCCAGACCAAGGCCAUGAAACAGGUUGCUGGUUCUAUGAAAUUGGAAUUGGCCCAAUACAGAGAAGUGGCUGCUUUCGCCCAGUUUGGUUCUGAUUUAGAUCAGGCUACACAGAAUUUACUCAACAGAGGUGUACGUCUUACUGAACUGCUCAAACAAGGACAAUAUGUUCCCAUGGCUAUUGAAGAACAAGUAGCAGUAAUCUACGCUGGCGUCAGAGGACAUUUAGACAAAUUAGACCCAUCCAAAAUCACGUCAUUUGAAAGUGAAUUUUUACAACAUCUCAGAAGUAGCCAAACCAAUUUAUUAAAAACCAUUGCCACUGAAGGAAAGAUUUCCGACGCCUCUGAAGAAGCCCUGAAGGGAGUUGUAACUAGUUUCUUACAAUCCUACACUGCAUAAAGAGUUAUAUAUCAUAGUGCUAUACAAUAAACUUGUGAAGAAUAGUAGAGUGAAAGACAAUAUCAAUGCUACUUUAAAUUAUAAUGUUGAUAUAAAACUAAUUUUAUUUUAGCUGAAGUUAAAUUUUGACCAAGACGAAAAAAAUUGUACAGAGGUUGUUGCCAUGUGCAUUGUAAUAAAUGCAUUCAAUACCAA